UAUAAAAGGGCCUUUAAGGCUCUGACGAUUGUAAGUCGAAAUCGAAGACAUAGACAGACUUCUCUCUCUGCUAUUCCCUCUUUCUUUGUUUCCUUCCUUUUAUUAUAAGGGUAUCUAAGAUCUUGUUUACUUGAGUAUCAUUUGUGUCUUUAAAAGGCUGUCCGAGAUUUAUUUCAAAGUUCAACCGUGAUGGAUCAGCAAGGGCAUGGCCAGCCAUCCAUGGGAGCGGUUGGCAGUGGAGGUCAGAUAGCAUAUGGUAGCAACCUGUACCAUCCCAACCAAAUGCCUGUAGGCCCAACUUCGGGAUCUGUCGUUACAUCAGUCGGAGGCAUUCAGUCUACGAGUCAACCUGGUGGAGCACAGCUUGCUCAACAUCAACUUGCUUAUCAACAUAUCCACCAGCAGCAGCAACAACAGCUUCAACAACAGCUCCAGACUUUUUGGGUAAAUCAAUACCAAGAGAUUGAGAAGGUAACAGACUUCAAGAACCAUAGUCUUCCCUUAGCAAGGAUCAAGAAGAUCAUGAAGGCAGACGAGGAUGUACGAAUGAUAUCAGCUGAGGCACCUGUUUUAUUUGCUAGGGCAUGUGAAAUGUUCAUCCUGGAAUUGACUUUACGGUCUUGGAAUCAUACCGAAGAGAACAAGCGCAGGACACUUCAAAAGAAUGAUAUUGCUGCAGCUAUCACAAGAACUGACAUUUUCGACUUUCUGGUUGAUAUAGUGCCGAGGGAAGAUCUGAAAGAUGAAGUACUCACAUCGAUUCCAAGAGGAUCAAUGACAGUUGGGGGACCUGGAGAUACACUUCCUUACUAUAUGCCGUCUCAGCAUGCACCUCAGGUUGGGGCACCUGGAAUGAUCAUGGGUAAGCCAGUUAUGGACCCAGCUAUGUAUGCUCCACAAUCACACCCUUAUAUGGCCCCACAAAUGUGGCAGCACGCACAAGAUCAAGCCCCUCCUGAUCAAUAAUAGCUUGCUGCAUGGAGGUGAAGGCGAACCACGGAGUCUCCUCCGAAGCAAGCUCUAUGAAGCCAAACCACACACACACAACAAACCGAAAGGAGAAUUUACACUGAAGAUUUGAUCUGAAGCCCUACACUAUACUUUCUGUAGAUAUUUUUGCUUGACAAGAUUCGAUAAUCUUGAUUGAGCUAGAAAAAGUCUCUUCUUUUUCUAUUCAUGCUUUACUUCUAUUCUGAUAUUGGGAAGGACAGUUGACAAAAUGUAUAACUUCAUAUGAUACUCCAAAAAUUUGAUGUUUACCUUCACAUUCCCAUAUAAAGAAAAAACUUUUGUUCC
This is a messenger RNA of Cucumis melo (muskmelon), 1296 nucleotides long. RefSeq names its product nuclear transcription factor Y subunit C-9. NCBI's taxonomy places the organism in Eukaryota, Viridiplantae, Streptophyta, Magnoliopsida, Cucurbitales, Cucurbitaceae. The record is from RefSeq and is a predicted model, not a curated record. The coding region runs from base 190 to 966 and encodes 258 amino acids. The transcript is spliced from 4 exons. Gene Ontology annotation, cellular component: nucleus. Gene Ontology annotation, molecular function: protein heterodimerization activity; DNA binding; DNA-binding transcription activator activity, RNA polymerase II-specific. Gene Ontology annotation, biological process: regulation of DNA-templated transcription.